AUGGUGUUUCAAAGAAAAGAGGAGCAAGUCGCUGUGGAUGAUGAUGAGAAGCAGGACCCCAGUCAAGAGGGAACUCAAAGGAACAGUGUAGUCACACACAGAGAGCUCCACACCCAACCCCUGAAUAAUGCCUCCUGUGGUUGUGUCUGUAAAGACAAAGGCCAGUGCUUCUGUGAUGGGAUCAAAGGGGAGAAGACAUUGAAAUCCUCAGACUUCGAGUCCUGCGACGCUGGUGCAGCGCGCCCCCUGGUGAGGGAAUCCUGCCGCCGCACGCUGGUUGAAGCCAAAAUUCAGCACGAGGAAGUACAGGGGGAGAAAGGCUUUCCCGGACCCGCUGGUUCUCCUGGCCAGAAGGGAUUCCCAGGUCCCGAAGGCUUGCCUGGACCACAGGGACCCAAGGGCUUACCAGGACUCCCAGGACUCACCGGUCCCAAAGGUGGAAGGGGAAUAACUGGAUUGCCAGGAUUCUCGGGUCCUCCUGGACUUCCAGGCGCCCCGGGCCAUCCUGGACCGUAUGGACCCGCUGGGGUUCCAGGAUGCAAUGGUUCUAAGGGUGAGCGAGGGUUUCCUGGCCUUCCGGGGACACCAGGCUACCCAGGGAUCCCGGGUGCUGUUGGUUUGAAAGGAGAAAAGGGUGCUCCUGCUGCGGAAGGUAUAGAACUCGAUGGAAAAGGUGACCCCGGGUUGCCAGGAGCUCCAGGAUUACAGGGCUUACCAGGCCUCCCAGGUUUUCCUGGACCUGUUGGUCCACCUGGCCCUCCGGGGCUCUUUGGCUUCCCAGGAAUGACGGGACUUCCAGGACCCAAGGGUCACAUGGGCGAUAAUGUGAUAGGACCAAAAGGAGAGCGGGGUGCGAAAGGAUUAACAGGACCCCCUGGACCACCAGGAACAGUUAUUGUGACCCUGACCGGCCCAGAUAACAGAACGGACCUCAAGGGAGAGAAGGGAGACAAGGGAGCCCUGGGGAAAUCUGGACCUCCUGGACCCUCAGGACCACCUGGGGAAUCUUAUGGAUCUGAGAAAGGUGCUCCUGGAGAGCCUGGCCCACAGGGAAAACCUGGAAAAGAUGGUGCCCCUGGGUUCCCUGGCACUGAGGGAGCCAAAGGCAGCAAGGGCUUGCCAGGGUUACCAGGUGAAGACGGCUUUAAGGGCUGGAAAGGGGACAUUGGCCCUCCAGGAUUUCGUGGUCCAACAGAAUAUUAUGAUGCAUACCAGGAAAAGGGGGAUACAGGAAUCCCAGGCCCACCAGGCCCCAAAGGAGCUCGUGGUCCACAGGGUGCCUGUGGUCCUCCUGGAGCCCCUGGAAGUGCUGGGUCAUCAAAGCCUGGUCUCAGAGGCUUCCCUGGAUUCCCAGGUGUGAAAGGAAGCAAAGGGGAGCGAGGACCCCCGGGCAAAAGUGCAGUGGGGCCCCCUGGGGCCCCAGGCUGUCCUGGUGCACCAGGUCCCAUGGGGCUGCCGGGAUACCCAGGACCACCAGGUGACAUCAUUUUCCGCAAAGGUCCACCUGGAGGUAGAGGACUUCCAGGCCAUAUAGGGUUACCAGGCAUCCCAGGAGUUGAUGGGCCCAAAGGAGAACCGGGCCUCUUGUGCAUCCAGUGUCCAUAUGUCCCAGGGCCUCCUGGCCUCCCAGGAUUGCCGGGGUUAGACGGCAGAAAAGGAAUCCCAGGCAGUCAAGGGCCAGCUGGCACAAAAGGAAGCCCAGGGUCCCCAGGAAGUGCGGGUCUCCCCGGAUAUCCAGGGUUCCCGGGUGCUCAAGGAGAUCCAGGACUUAAAGGAGAAAAAGGGGAAGCAUCUCAACCUGUUGGACAAGUGGGUGCCCCAGGGGACCCUGGGCUCAGAGGGCAUCCUGGAAGAAGAGGCUUGGAUGGAUUUCCUGGAACCCCCGGAGUAAAAGGAUUACCAGGACCUAAAGGGGAGCCGGCCCUGAGUGGUGAGAAGGGAGCCCGGGGUCCUCCAGGGGAUCCUGGCACCCCUGGGCCCCCGGGACCUGCAGGACCACCUGGACCACCGAACUAUGGACCGCAGGGAGAGCCUGGUCCAAAGGGUACCCAAGGAAUUCCUGGAGCCCCGGGACCACCUGGAGAAGCCGGUCCUAAGGGAGAAUUCAGUGUUUCGAUGCCAGUCCCAGGGCCCCCAGGACCUCCAGGGCCCCCUGGCCGUGCUGGCCCCCAAGGCCCGCCUGGUGUCCCUGGAUCCAUGGGAAAAUGUGAUCGAGGUCUUCCGGGACCUGAUGGUGAACCAGGAAUUCCAGGAAUUGGCUUCCCUGGGCCCCCAGGACCUAAGGGAGAUCAAGGUUUUCCAGGAGCAAAAGGACCACCAGGUUGUCCAGGAGAAAUGGGGAAGCCUGGGUCACCCGGAGAACCAGGUCUCCCUGGAGCCAAGGGAGAGCCAGGACUAGCCUUGCCUGGAGAACCAGGAACGCCAGGUUUUCCAGGAGAAAGAGGCAAUUCUGGGGAAAAUGGAGAAAUUGGACUCCCUGGACAUCCAGGUCUCCCUGGAAUUCCAGGAACCAGAGGGCUUGAUGGACCACAAGGGGAUCCAGGGAAGCCUGGACCACCUGGAGAAAAAGGACCCACAGGGAGGUGCAUGGAGGGUCCCAGAGGAGCCCAAGGACUUCCAGGAUUAAAUGGAUUGGAAGGGCAACAAGGCAGAAGAGGUAAAACAGGGCCAAAGGGAGACCCAGGUAUUCCAGGCUUGGAUAGGUCAGGCUUUCCUGGGGAACCCGGACCACCCGGAAUGCCAGGUCAGCGAGGUGAGAUGGGACCACCUGGUCGAAAAGGAUAUCCAGGAAAUCCAGGAUUUUUAGGACCACCAGGUGAAAAAGGAUCGACAGGGAUGAUGGGCUAUCCGGGAAUCAUUGGUCUUCCGGGGCCUCCCGGGAAGCCAGGCACCCUGGGACAGAGGGGUGGCUUUGGAAUCCCAGGAGCAAAGGGAGAGAAAGGGCCCCCAGGAGCCAAGGGGGAAGAAGGAGACAAAGGACCCCCAGGGCCUUCUGGAAUAUCACACUUAGUGGGGGACAAAGGAGAGCCAGGCCUCAAAGGAUUUGCAGGGAGGCGGGGUGAGAAAGGGAACAGUGGCAUUCCAGGGCCGCCAGGUUUAAAAGGACUCCAAGGGCCACCUGGACCACCGGGACCACCAGGCCCCAAAGGAGACCCAGGCAGCAUUGGGAGUCCUGGAGAACCAGGCCCACGUGGUGUGCCGGGAAGCAUCGGCCACAUGGGGAUGCCGGGCCCUAAAGGACACAGGGGAGCUUUGGGACUACCGGGUUUAACUGGAAGGCCAGGCCUCCCGGGUGUUCACGGUCCCCAGGGAGAGAAAGGAGAGCCUGGUUAUUCGGCAGGUGCAAGGCCAGGACCACCGGGACCUCAGGGAGAUCCAGGAUUGCCGGGCGACAUGGGAAGGAAAGGAGAAAGAGGGGCACCUGGAGCACCUGGACAUUCGGGGCCGGCUGGACCUGAGGGAGCCCCUGGAAGCCCCGGAAGUCCCGGCCACCCAGGAAAGCCCGGCCCUCAUGGUGAUUUGGGGUUAAAAGGCAUCAAAGGCUUCCCUGGUCCUCCAGGUGUAAAAGGCCCUCCAGGACCUCCAGGAUUCCCAGGACCUCCUGGGCCAAUGGGGAUGAGAGGCGACCAGGGACGUGAUGGAAUCCCUGGUCCGGCAGGAGAAAAGGGAGAAACAGGUUUGCUGGGGGUGCUUCCAGGCCCCAGAGGGAGCCCUGGGGUUCCAGGAGCCAAAGGAGAUAGGGGAGCCCCCGGCCUCCCUGGCCUCCCCGGCAGGAAAGGGAUGGUGGGAGAUGCCGGGCCGAGGGGACCCACCGGUGUAACGGGACUCCCAGGGUCACCGGGUUUUCCUGGCACAGUCAUCCCUGGCCAGAAAGGAAAUCGAGGUCCACCAGGCUUCAGAGGAAACCCAGGCAAGCCUGGUCCUCCGGGACCUCCAGCGAGUCACGUAAGAGGCGCGAAAGGAGACAAGGGGCUUCUGGGCGAGCCUGGCCCCAGAGGUCCACCCGGAACCGUGGGAGACGAGGGGCCCCCGGGUCAGCCGGGAGUACCAGGUACCCCAGGUCUGCCAGGGCUCAGAGGUGAUCCUGGAUUCCAGGGAUUUCCAGGCGUUAAAGGGGAGAAAGGUCAUCCAGGAUUUCUGGGACCAGUUGGACCUCCAGGGCAAAUGGGGCCAAAAGGACCACCUGGUGCACGUGGAGAACCCGGCAUAGUUAAGAUCAUCUCCCUUCCAGGAAGCCCAGGGCCACCUGGCCCUGUUGGAGAACCAGGGAUGCAAGGAGAUCCUGGGCCACCGGGGCCACCGGGAAUCCUAGGACCUUGUGGGCCAAGAGGUAAACCAGGCAAGGAUGGAAGACCGGGAACUCCUGGGCCAAUUGGGGAAAAAGGCAACAAAGGCUGUAAAGGAGAGCCAGGACCUCCUGGAUUGGAUGGCCUGCCAGGCUUGAAGGGGAAACCUGGAGAUAUUGGACCACCCACAACUCCAACAACCAUGAGAGGCUUUAUCUUCACCAGGCACAGUCAGACCACAGCAAUCCCUUCCUGCCCAGAAGGGACACAGCCUCUCUAUAGUGGGUUCUCGCUUCUUUUUGUACAAGGAAAUGAACAAGCCCAUGGACAAGACCUGGGAACCCUUGGCAGCUGCCUGCAGCGGUUUACCACAAUGCCAUUCUUGUUCUGUAACAUCAACGAUAUAUGUAAUUUUGCAUCUCGAAAUGACUAUUCCUACUGGCUUUCAACACCGGCUCCAAUGCCCAAGGACAUGGCUCCAGUUACUGGCAGGGCCCUGGAGCCUUACAUUAGCAGAUGCACUGUCUGUGAAGGUCCUGCGAUGGCCAUAGCCAUCCACAGCCAGACCACUGACCUUCCCUCCUGUCCUGAUGGCUGGAUUUCUCUCUGGAAAGGAUUUUCUUUUAUCAUGUUCACAAGUGCAGGUUCUGAGGGCGCAGGUCAGGCGCUGGCGUCCCCCGGGUCCUGCCUGGAAGAAUUCCGAGCCAGUCCGUUUAUAGAAUGUCAUGGAAGAGGAACGUGCAACUACUACUCAAAUUCGUACAGUUUCUGGUUGGCUUCAUUAAACCCCAAAAGAAUGUUCAGAAAGCCUAUUCCAUCAACUAUGAAAGCUGGGGAGUUAGAAAAGAUAAUAAGUCGCUGCCGGGUAUGCAUGAAGAGAAGACAAUGAAGAAAUAAAAAGAAAACAGAACUGUUCUUUUUUGUCCUAAAAGACCAACUAAUGGUGCAGAACAUGCAUUUAUUUGGGAAUUUUUCUCUAACCAAACAAUAUGGUUCUGUGAUGACUUAGUACAAAGUUUCUAUUUGUUUCCCCACACAACAAAGCAUUUCUUCUAAGUCAGUUAUGCCAUUCCCAUAUCUAAAUCUGCGCGCUUGUGAAGUUUCCUAUAGCAAGGCCGACUUGUCCAAAAAUACCACUGAAAUCAUAUUCCAUUUGUAUCUAAUGCACUAGCUCCAUGGUGAUUGUAUAAAGUCCGAUGCCACAAAGUAACUGGAUUCCUAAGACUUGCCCCCUUCUAUUCCAGUCUUUGAGGCUCAGGGAGGCUAAACCAGUUUUAGAUUGUGCCGCCAGCCGCUCCCUAAAACGUUAGCCCCUGGGACUGGAAGGAAUUGGGGGCAGGUGCGGUAACAGAGCUUCAUGAACUGGACUGGAUUUUCAGACCUGUUCAGCAACCUAAGGCCUGAGGAAACCAGAACUGAACUAAGGUUCAUGGAUAUUCUAGGGCUCUUUCAAAUGUACCCAAGACUAAGGCCAAAACGGGGUUUCAUAUUUUUUUAAAGACUUUUUUGUUUUUCCAUUGAAUUCACUUCACUGCAGCAAUACUGCUUGUGUUCAAAUUGUUACCCUUGCUGAAUUGAUUUUAAUAGGAUGUUAUACACAUACUCUGCCGUGUACCUAACUUCCUUUUUACCAGCUCACCCACACAAAUAACAAGGAUACUAUUUAUUUGAUGUGCACUUUAACCCCAUCCCUAUAGAUAUGGAGAAAACUUAAGACAUUUGUUGGCUAAUCAGGCCCAAAGUACUUUUCCUUUCCUGUGAUCCAUUCAUAUUUCAUUUAACCUGGGUAUUUCCAGGUGAAUUCCCUGGCUAUUUCUCUCAUUCUUUUUUUGUAAGUAAAAAAAAUGUGUUUUAUAUUACAUAUUCUUACCAACCAUGUUGAAAGAGUUGUGUAAAAAUCUUAAUGUAUAAAUUGUAUAGCUUGG
Suricata suricatta (meerkat) is the source of this 6211-nucleotide messenger RNA. RefSeq names its product collagen type IV alpha 3 chain (gene COL4A3). NCBI's taxonomy places the organism in Eukaryota, Metazoa, Chordata, Mammalia, Carnivora, Herpestidae. Gene Ontology annotation, molecular function: extracellular matrix structural constituent. The record is from RefSeq and is a predicted model, not a curated record. Gene Ontology annotation, cellular component: basement membrane; collagen trimer. The transcript has 54 exons. The coding region runs from base 1 to 5175 and encodes 1724 amino acids.